Molecule: messenger RNA, 294 nt
Organism: Leptonychotes weddellii (Weddell seal)
Lineage: Eukaryota; Metazoa; Chordata; Mammalia; Carnivora; Phocidae
Product: keratin-associated protein 3-1
Cellular component (GO): keratin filament
Molecular function (GO): structural molecule activity
Source: RefSeq, a predicted model, not a curated record
AUGGCUUGCUGUGUUCCCUGCUGCUGCAGUGUUCCCACCGGCCCCGCCACCACCAUCUGCUCCUCUGACAAAUGCUGCCGGUGUGGAGUCUGCCUGCCCAGCACCUGCCCCCAUGACAUCAGCCUCCUCCAGCCCACCUGCUGCGACACCCGCCCCCCACCCUGCUGUGAGCCUGACACCUAUGUGCCAACAUGCUGGCUGCUCAAUUCUUACUACCCAACUCCUGGAAUGAGUGGGAUCAACCUGACCACCUACGUUCAGCCUGGCUGUCAGAGUCCCUGUGAACCCUGCUAA